CGCAGAAAAAUUUCGUUCGCCAAAUAUAUUUACUUUCCACCAGUAAUUCUGUAUAAGUACUUCCAUCACACAUGGAAAUAUCACAUAUAUCUUCCUGUGGUUAAAUAUACCUGAGAGUAGAAAUUUUCCUUUUCGCAAUGCAUGAGUUCAAAUUUCCCGAUAAACAGAAGAAUCUCGACUGAAAAUGGUGACGAUCAACUUCUCCAUCUCCCGCAACUCUCGAAUGCAAUAAAAUAGGAAUGUAAGACACACCGAAGGACAAGAGUCAUGUGUCAAACGUAAACUACUGCAGUUUUUCCCGAGCACCCGACGGGUCCUCCACCGUUCAAACUCAAUCCGUGAGUCACAACCAGAGGAAAAAAUAAGAAAAAAAAAAAAUAAUACUGAACAACUCGCCGGGGUCCGUCAUUGGCGGUUGUAAAAAUAUUAACCGAGGUCGUUGGUAUCGGGUCGGAAAUUUCGCUGCUCAAUUGUCAUUAAUCCCCCCAAAUUGUUCCUGAAGAACUUCGAAUUUCUACAAGAUUGCCAGAGUGACACAGUAAUUAUCCGCGAUCGCGUGUGCUUACCGAUUAAAAAAAAUCACAAAAUCAUUGUGAAAAUUUCAUUUGCGCAGUUGGGCACAGCCUAUCAGGAGUGGAUCGUGCGCUCUCCGGAUCUCGUGUACAUUCCCACUGUUGUAUUUUUAUCCGGGCAACCGUCAGUGAUUAUCAGUGUUAAAAUCCUCAACAAUCACCCAAGACAGUCAUAAAAAAUCGUUGACAAUGUCCUGAGAAUUAUAAAUAUAUAUAUUCCUAUAAUCAACAGUGACUGAAUCCUUCUAGAAACGCCUCGAGACAUUCGUGCAUAAAACAAACGAGUAACUGUCACGUCAGUGAUAACCGCCAAAUUCGUCAACAAUGGAAUGAUGCAAUUGAGAUUCCACGAUGAAUAUUAAACGCACAGAGAGCCCCAGGUUCGAUGAUUGAAUACCUCCCGACGUUUUUGACGAUAACCUCCAAAGAGCUCUACCUCCUGGUGCUCCAGCAACUGAGAGACCGUUCAUCUCGAUAUAUUAAUUAGAAAUGAGCUACCAUGAUGAGUACCGUUAUCAUAAUGAUACUGCAUGGAGAGGGAAACAGGAUCCAAACGGUUCAGCGAUAAUGCAGAGUCUUGAUUCGCUCACCAGUAUCAACAGGGACAUUUAUCACUCAGCAAAUGGUCCCUCCUCUGGUGUAUCACUCCACGGUAUUCCCUCCCUCCACGAAGUUCAUGAUCCCAAAGAGAAUAUCAAUUACAAGAGUUUCUUGCUGAUCGAUGGUAGAGAGUACCUCAAAGUAUCCAGUGUUGAACAAUUUAUCAAGAAUUUGGCUUGUGGUAAUGAGGCGAAGGUCAAGGUCGUCUCGAUAUUUGGGAAUACUGGUGAUGGAAAGAGUUACGCGUUGAAUAAAACAUUUUUCGAGGGACACGAGGUCUUCCAAACGUCCAACGAGCAGAACUCCUGUACCCUGGGAGUCUGGGCUGCCUUUGAUCACAGUCUCGGGGUCAUUUGUCUCGAUACCGAGGGACUACUGGGGAUCACUGUCCACGAGAAUGAACGCACUAGACUUCUGUUGAAGGUCCUUGCUGUAUCCGAUAUCGUUAUUUAUCGGACUAGGUCCGAGAGACUGCACAGAGAUUUAUUCACUUUCCUUGGGAGUGCGUCUAGGGCUUAUGGGCAUCAUUUUCAUAAUGCUCUUCAGGCGAUUGGCAGGAGGGAGGGUGUACCUAAUAGCUCCAGUGCUCUUGGCCCCAGCAUCAUCAUCUUUCAUGAGACCAGACACACCAGACCGCUUACCAAUAACACUGCAGAAAGUGCCGAAGAUGUAAUCCGCAAUCGCUUCGUCCAGAUGAGACUCGAGAUCGAGGCAUUCAGUUCUAUAAAAUACGUUGGCAUCCAAACAAACACCCCACCAACAGACUUCAAUUCCCUUCGUCACGCUGUAAAAAGUGAAUUGGACAAUACAACAGUCAGAUCAGCAAGAAAACCCCACCUAGUCUACGGUACCCUAAAGCUCCUCAACGAAAAGUUUUCAGGUGAAAUCCAGAGUAUCUCGAACGUACUGUUCCCCGACCAGUACUUUACGUGUCCAGUCAAGUGCCUCAGCUGCGACUGCAGAUGCAGAAACAGUAUGGGUCACUUGAAAGAGGGCAAGCCCCACCUGAGCAACACAAGAUGCCGAUAUCAGCAUCAGUACGAAAAUCUCGUUUACAUCUGCAAGAAGUGUCACACCAAUGGGAACGAGGUGAUCGUGUCAAGCAGAACGAAAACAACUACCGAGAAUGGCUGGUAUGGCCUCGCCAAAUACGCCUGGUCUGGUUACGUAAUUGAGUGUCCAAAGUGCGGAGAAAUUUACAGAAGCAGGCAAUACUGGUACGGUAACAAGAAUCCUGAGGAGGCAGCUGUUAGAACUGAGAUAACACACGUGUGGAACGUCACAGCUGUUACAAAUCUCAAUCAGAAUGCAGCGCAGAAGGUGAUCGACGGUGUAUCGUACAUCUCCGAAGCUGUAGCCAAUGCCUCACUCCAACCCACCAAAGCCAUCACUGCUUGGGUUGCUGAUCAGGUGGCACCAAACUACUGGAGACCCAAUAACGAGAUUAAAAAUUGCCACAAGUGUAGGACAACAUUCGCACCCUGCGAUACAAAGCACCACUGUCGAAGCUGUGGUGAGGGCUUUUGCGCUGAGUGCUCCAGCCACGCCAAGCCUGUUCCCUCCAGGAAUUGGUUCAGCCCUGUUCGGGUAUGUGAUGAGUGCUUUGAGAAGGAUGACAAUUCCAAUGAUAGUGAGGAGAUCGGGGUUAAAGAGGAUGUCAGUGUUAGGAAGGUCUCUGAGCACGUGGUCUCGACACUCAGUGCUGUUGGAACUGUUCUAACUUAUUCCAAAUCUCUCAUUAAAGACACCGUCAGACCAAAUUACUGGGUACCUGACGCCGAACUGACGAAUUGCUGUGUCUGUGACAAUCUAUUCUCCGACGUGUUGCCUCUUCAUCACUGCAGAGAUUGUGGACGUGGUGUCUGUCAGGAUUGUUCACAACACCGAAAACCAGUCCCUCGUCGAGGAUGGGAUAAUCCAGUUCGUGUUUGCGAUGCGUGCAUUAAAAUUGACUGAAGUUAUUCAAUUCGGCUACGUCGCUCUUCGUAGAUUUUAGUCAGUUAUUGAUCCAGGGAUAUAUAGUAAACAAUUGUGAAUUGUUUCAUGUACAGACGUUCAAAAUUUUCAUGGUUAACUCAUCCAAAAUUCCUCCAUUGACUGAUGAUCGACGAAAUGGAUGUUAAGGGCAGUGCCAUAUCGUCAUUUAUUUUUAUACCCCAGUAGAUUGAAUAUUUUUAUCACAACUCAAUGCGAUGGAUAUGAACCAAGUGGUUAAACGAUAUUAAUUGCCAUCCGAAAGAAUUUUUUCGGUGAAUAUCUCGGAAUUGAGAGGAGAUCGGGUCUCAUUACGAUUCCACAUCCUCAAAAGUUUUCAAUUUUCAAACGCAUCUCGUUCUGUCACUUUAUUCCAGCGAAAUCCCAAACGCAGAUCAAAUUUAUAAAACCGGGAGAUAUAAAUGGGAAUGAACCACUAAUUUACAUGGAAGUGCAAAUAAUUACACUUAUCAAACAGAUAAUACGAAA
Messenger RNA from Fopius arisanus, 3635 nucleotides. Its product is annotated as zinc finger FYVE domain-containing protein 1-like. Gene Ontology annotation, molecular function: metal ion binding; phosphatidylinositol-3-phosphate binding; phosphatidylinositol-3,4,5-trisphosphate binding. The coding region runs from base 1062 to 3128 and encodes 688 amino acids. The record is from RefSeq and is a predicted model, not a curated record. Gene Ontology annotation, cellular component: lipid droplet. Gene Ontology annotation, biological process: lipid droplet formation. Lineage: Eukaryota; Metazoa; Arthropoda; Insecta; Hymenoptera; Braconidae. The transcript has 3 exons.